Messenger RNA from Tetranychus urticae (two-spotted spider mite), 889 nucleotides. It is a transcript of the gene ND-18, whose product is annotated as NADH:ubiquinone oxidoreductase subunit 18. Lineage: Eukaryota; Metazoa; Arthropoda; Arachnida; Trombidiformes; Tetranychidae. Gene Ontology annotation, cellular component: respiratory chain complex I. The record is from RefSeq and is a predicted model, not a curated record. Gene Ontology annotation, biological process: electron transport chain.
UUUCGAUUAAUCGAUUCAUUUUCAAUGUUUUUUUUUCUUAUGACAACAGACAGUAUUUGUCCUUCAAUAGUAAAAUUGAAUGAUCAACUAAUCUCAACUUUUUGUGUCUGAUUGUUUUAUUUUGUGAUUAAUUAAUGGUUAAUCACUAAUUUAUUUGGCUCAUAGGUUCAUCUGUUUUGUUGAGAUUCAUCCAAUUUACGAUGGCUACCACUCUUUUUAGAGUGUCUUCACUACCAACACUCAGACGAUUGAUGUCCACCAACAAACCUAUUAAAGUUGCUGGAAAAGAACUAAAACCUGUCGAUGAUGUUAUCGCUAUUGAUACUAACAUUGUGUUACAUGAGGAUGAACGACGAAAACAUCUGGUUCGUGGCUCGAGUAUAACCUCCGACAUUUCGCCUGUUGAUAUUUCUAAGGUGACUGGGAUGCCUGAAGAGCAUAGUACUUCGAGAAGAGCUCGGAUUUACAAAGAAGCGAAAAAUGCUAUGCAAUCAGGAACUAAGAAUAUGCAUACUUGGAAAUUAGAUUUUGAAAAUCGUGAAAGAUGGGAAAAUCCUUUAAUGGGUUGGGCUUCAACUGGUGACCCUAUCUCUAAUUUAAGUCUGAAAUUCAACUCGCGUGAGGAGGCGAUAGCUUUCUGCGAAAAAAAUACCUGGUUUUACACUGUUGAGGAACCUCCAGAGGCUAGAAAACCAAAGAAAAAGAGCUACGCCGACAACUUUUCAUGGAAUAAAAGAACCCGAGUUGGUAGUAAAUAAAAUUUUAAAUUUGCUUAGAUUUCAUUAUUCCUAGGAUUGUCGUCUAUUAUACAAAACUACCAUCACAAUAUAAAGUUAAAAUAUGUAUGAUAUUGCUGAAGAAGAGAAAAUUAAAUGUUAUUUGCCAUUCA